UUCCCACACUGUCACGGGCGCUGUCCGCCCUUCCGACAAGAACCUCCUCUCUGUUCGCUGUUCACCCGAUGGCUGCUACGGAGAAUAGCGCCCCAAAUCCGAGCUCCCACACGCCUCGUUACUCCAUCAAUGCCUCCCUCUCCGACAGUGAUCCUUCUCUCCCUCCUAUGAGUCUCUCGGUUUCGCCGGCAAUCGACAAUGCUGGCAAGAAACCUGCUUGGUACAGGCCUUCCAAUUGCUCCGCCGAAGUCAGGCCCGUGAUGGGGGGCGACUCAUGGCCUGCUCUCUGUGUUUCUGCCAGGGUUUCCUCUAUGAAGUCUCACUCUUCGGAAUCCUUGAAAGGCCUUUCUGAUGGAUCAUCAUCAACGCCGCCACUGCAGGCUGCUGAAAUUCCUUCUGCUUUUGCUCGGAAACAAUCUGUUGGCAACACCAGUGCCGACCCCAGUGCUAUCGCUACUUUGUCUGAGAACCAUAAUGUGAAGGGCCAAAAGAAAGCUUUUAAACGGAACAACUCCAACAUAUCUUCAAAUACCGGCGUCUCUAACCAUCAGAGUCUGGCAAUGUAGAAACUCCGCCUUUAAAUACCAUCUCUUCGAGAGACAGCCAGAGGAGUGGUUCUUAUGGCGGAGGAUAUCCACUGCACCGAAAUUCAUUUAGGAACCGUAAUGGAGGGUCUUAUCCCCGUGGCGAUAAUAGUGUUCACCAGCAGAACCAUGGAAACAGGCGAAAUGAUGACCAUCGUAACCAGACUGUGUAUCCUCCUCACUGUAAUCACAACGGGAGAGAUGUGCACAUUGAACCGCAGCAAGGUCUAGGGCUUGUGAGACCUCAUGGGCUGAUGGGUCCUCCGGUUUUUCCUGCUGAUGGUUCACACUAUAUUGCAGGCCCUCAUUUACAUCCAUACGCUGGCCCCGUGCUUUACCCAGAAUAUCCCUCAGCCAUCUACAUGCCGCAUCCACCUCCAGAGUCCAUGUCUUUGGUUGGACAGUGUUCACCUCAACCUAUCUAUUUUCCUGGUUUUGAUCCCAUAUUGUUCACUAAAAUAGUGAAACAAGUAGAUUUUUAUUUCAGUGCCGACAAUUUAAGCAAAGAUAAAUACUUGCGACAGCACAUGGACGAUGAGGGUUGGGUUCCUGUUAGCUUAAAGGCCGGUUUUAGAAAACUUGCUGAACUGACCAACAACGUCCAGAUUAUAUUGGAUGCUGUGAAAAGUUCUGCUUUUGUGGAAGUUCAGGGUGAAUCAAUAAGGAGACGAGGAGAUUGGCAAAAGUAUGUAUGGCCUCGGGAUCUGACUGUAACCGCCACAGCUCAGCCAGCGGCAGGUGCGACUAAGGACGACACACUGGCAGCACAUCUUCAGAACAUUAAGCUGUCAGACGGCAGGAAUCCUUAGACAGGAGGGGAAGAAAGAAUAGAUGCUGUCCUAGAAGACAGCAACAACAAAUGGGGGAUGAGCUUCACAUACCACAGCCGGGGCAUGUCCGAAAUAGAGGUGAGAUGAUAUGAAAUGAAAGAGGGCGUUUCCAUUGCGAAGGCAAAGUGGCCAUCUGUGCCCUCUAUUUGCUGACAGUUUCAUUGCCCUUCUACAACAAUUUCAAUCUCUCUCUAUCUCUCAUCUCUAUUUUUCUUGAUUCCUUUUAUUGUUUCUUCUUUGGAGAAUCGAAUUGGGUAUCCCUUUCCAUGAGGAGAAUGAAUAAUGCAACCCUUUUGACUUGUGCGGUUGCUUGCUAUUGCGAA
Molecule: messenger RNA, 1737 nt
Organism: Tarenaya hassleriana
Lineage: Eukaryota; Viridiplantae; Streptophyta; Magnoliopsida; Brassicales; Cleomaceae
Product: la-related protein 1B
Exons: 7
Coding region: 839-1393 (184 amino acids)
Cellular component (GO): nucleus
Molecular function (GO): mRNA binding
Source: RefSeq, a predicted model, not a curated record